GUAAUACCUGUAAAUAGAACGGUACUAUUACGGGUUGACUUGUUUAAUCUAGAAGCGCGCAAGCGCCGCUUUCCCCUCGCUCUCACAAUAUACUCCGCGCGUAACCGCCGCCAUAGUUGAUAUUUCUCCGAUAGAAUAUUAAUAGCAGCAGUAAGUUUUCGCGGUUAAACGUAUUUUUAUUUACUUGACUGAGGAAAACAAGAAUGCGUUCGACGAGGGCGGUGAGACGAGGUCAUUCAAGAUAAAGCCUGGGAUCCGUAGGAAGAAGGAGGGUGUCUACUUUCACAGCUCGUGGUUUUUAGGAGAGUGGCCUGGCAUCACGGCGCUUCGAGUUAACGUGUGGCCACCGUCGGGUGGCUAUGUACCGUUAGCUCGAAUUCAUUCCCCGUUGGCCGGCCCAAGACCCACGCUUACCUACCGACCGGGGGCCAUACUCGAUCGAGCUCGACUGUCGUAUACCCGGAAAUGAGUGCGCGUCGCGGCUUGUGCCGUUAACGCAGGAAGACUGCCAGUAGUGCGCGAAUUUAUCACGAGUCACGACUCGUCACGAUCAUCUUGAAAGACCCACGUACAAUUUCGACGUACGUCUCUCUUUUUCUCUCUUUCUGUCUCUUUCUAUCUUUCUCUCUCGUAUGACGUGUGCACCGUAAGCAAAGUAGCCGUGGCUAGCUAAGAGAGCCGUGGCACAGCGGCGAAUGUAUACGUAGAAAUGAGAAAGUUGCUGCCGCCACGGUGAAGAUUGAGAACGACGCAGGCGAGCCAGCCAGGCGGACGGUCUCUGUACUACGCGAAGCUUCCGACGCGGCGACAGUAGUAGCAGUACAACGUUUGGAGUGCACAAGGGAGAGACACAGCUGCUUGUGGCAACAUGAUCGAUGUACAGACAUGAUGUAUUUACUUUACUUCGGAAUAUGUCUGCUGAAGGAACGUUACGGGAUUAGAGAAUAUCUGUGAAUUCUAUGAAAACACGGAAUAUGUUUUGAAACAGUUUCAAGUAUCGAAGGUCGAUGAACUUCGACAGCAAUACUCAUGCGUCAAAAUUUAAUUAUCGUGAAAGAUGAAUUUCACGCCCUUCCCCGGGUUUACAACAGGCUCGCUACCGACGGGCACAGUUCAUCAGUUUGCAACCGCUAAAUUCGCGCAAAACCUGCCAACUGGUGGUCAGGUGGUUGGCGUUUUAUCCGGUGGCGAAGGUGGGGUUCAUUAUCUGAGGCCAGUCGAUCCGAACGGGUUCGCGGUGGCUCAAGGGGGUAACAAUCAGCAGCAGCAAAUUAUCACGCUGCCAAUUACCGUACCUGGAAAAGAUGGCACGCAACAGCAGCAAACCGUCCAAAUCCAGGUGGUCAAUCCCAGCGUUUCGCAAAGUGGAAACAGCGGUGAUCAACCCAAAUAUCAUUUGGCUCCAAUAUCUCUGGGACAGUUCCCCCAAGGUGCCGCAACAGUUCUUACCGUUGCGUAUAGUCAACAAGGCGCAGAUGGGGUACAAAUUCAAGUUCAGCCACAAAACACCGUGGCUACGACGCAAACGUCUGAUCAAACAACCCAAAGUACAUCCACAGCAGUCACCACUACAUCCCAACAAACCAUUCAACAGACAGUGCAGCUACCAGGGGCACCUGAAGGAUUAACCGUCGUCGCACAGAUUCCACAAGAUUUAAUUUUACGCGAAGGUAUGGAAGAGUCGAAGGAAGAUGUGAAGGAAGGUACGACACCGGUCGCUCUCAUUAAGAGAGGUAACAUUAAGAAUCAAGGGAAUCAAAGCGGAGAGGAAUAUAUUACAUCUAUGCCUGCGAGUUGGCAAAGUCUGGCAACCCCGGGAUCAACUGUGGCCGAUUAUCUCUCUAGAUUGCCUGCUAGUACCUUGCCUCUUAGUUUGCAGCACUUCUUGAAAUUUUCGGCAGAAACGAUAAAGAGAGAAGCCACUAUCGAGUCGAGUCCUCUAGGAGCCGAUGGCUUAGACGCAUCUGGAAGCACUGCAUCCGGUGAACAAGCAGUACAGAUUACCGUGGCAAGCGGUGAAACCGCUAUUAUUCCCGAUGUCGUUGAGGAACAAGAAGCUGGUACAAAACCUAAGAGAAAAAAGAAGUAUAAGAAAAAGCCUCCAAAGCCAAAAAAGCCGAAACCAGGUCAAGUGAGCAUAGUUACUGCUCUUGAUGGAACAACGCUAUUCUGUUGUCCUCAAUGUAACAUGGCUUAUCCUGAAAAGGAACUCUUGGAACAACAUCUUAUCGGGCAUAAAAUAGAAAGAAGGUUUAUUUGUGACAUUUGUGGUGCAGGUUUGAAACGUAAAGAACAUUUAGAACGGCACAAAUUGGGUCAUAAUCCGGAUAGACCUUUUAUUUGUUCAGUUUGCAUGAAAGGCUUCAAACGAAAAGAACACUUGAAUCUUCAUUUUGUUAUACAUUCUGGACAGAAAACAGAGGUUUGUACUGAAUGCGGUAAAGCAUUCUAUCGCAAAGAUCACUUGAGAAAACAUGCCAGAUCCCAUUUGGCAAAACGUAUCAAAGAAGAUCCCUCGAAUAUUGCUGAUACUUCCCAAAAUUCGCAACAGCAAACGGAUCAACAACAACAGGCGGAACAAUUGCAACAGCAAGCAGACCAAUUACAGCAACAAUCUUCGGUAUCUGAGUUGCAGCAGAUUCAAAUACAAGUAGGUCAGGGAUCUCAGGCACAGAUUCAUCAGAUAGCUGUUAGUGAACAGUCUACGGUUGUUCUUCCAACUGCUGCAGAAACUGGAGCAAUGGCUAUGCUCCAUCAUCAACAACAACAACAGCAGCAGCAGCAGCAACAGCAGCAGCAGCAGCAGCAGCAACAACAGCAGCAGCAGCCUCAGCAACAGCAACAGCAGCAGCAUUAGCAGCAGCAUACCGCCCCGAGUCAGCCUGGGCGGUUCUUCCGAUUUAAUCAUCAACAAGCCAGAGGUCGUGCAAGGCAAGGUGUUCUUGCCGAUUGAAUUCUAUAAUCUCAUAGUCAAAUUGGUAUUGUGUUAAAAAAAAUUCGUUGAUGGUGGUUAUCGUUGCCUAGUAGUGGUGUUACAAAAUUGAGACAUUCGCUGUAUCUUUAAAUAAAGAUACUUUUACUGAC
This is a messenger RNA of Bombus pyrosoma, 3084 nucleotides long. RefSeq names its product Krueppel-like factor 17. The record is from RefSeq and is a predicted model, not a curated record. The transcript is spliced from 4 exons. Gene Ontology annotation, cellular component: nucleus. Lineage: Eukaryota; Metazoa; Arthropoda; Insecta; Hymenoptera; Apidae. Bases 1058 to 2857 code for a protein of 599 amino acids.